AUGGAUAUGAUGAACGAAAACGACUUCGGAUUCAACUGUGUCUGCAUCCGCAGCAGUACGGUGUGCUGCGACUUUUCCUUCCUGCGGCAGGACCUGUGCGUGCUGGAGAUGCACGACUUCGUCGAGCACUCGCUGCAGGUGGCACCGGAAGCGCUGGAGCUGCUCCAGUGGAACGCCGUGCAGCGAUGUCUGUACCUCCGGCUGAAGAGCCACAUGAUGGCGAAGCAUCUGGUGCUGCUGCACAACCGACGGCACGUGUAUCCGCCGGGCCCGACAGGAUCCCGGGUCGCGCUUUCGCUGCUGGACAUGCCAUCCGUCGUGAUGGUGUUCGAUCUGUCCGAGCUGGUGACGGACGCGGAGGUGCGGGAGGCGCUCGAACAGUUCGGCGUGGUGCUGACGAUCGGGCACAGCCGGUGGGGCGACGGUGUGACGUACGCCGGUGUUGCCAGCGGCCAGCGGAUUGUGCGUAUGAUCAUACGCCGGCCGAUUCCGCGCCGACUGCGCAUCGGGAACGAGCACUCGAACGUCAUGUAUUCGGAGCAGCCACCGGAACCGGCCAGGCUGGGUGAACAGCUUUCCGCUGCAGUUGCGCGUGGCUUGAGCCGUUUGCGCGAGGUGGUACGCCGUAUGGUACGCUGA
Anopheles maculipalpis is the source of this 639-nucleotide messenger RNA. RefSeq lists its product as uncharacterized. The transcript has a single exon. The record is from RefSeq and is a predicted model, not a curated record. NCBI's taxonomy places the organism in Eukaryota, Metazoa, Arthropoda, Insecta, Diptera, Culicidae. Bases 1 to 639 code for a protein of 212 amino acids.